Haliotis rufescens (red abalone) is the source of this 558-nucleotide messenger RNA. Its product is annotated as putative zinc carboxypeptidase. Lineage: Eukaryota; Metazoa; Mollusca; Gastropoda; Lepetellida; Haliotidae. The coding region runs from base 1 to 558 and encodes 185 amino acids. The transcript has a single exon. The record is from RefSeq and is a predicted model, not a curated record.
AUGGACAGCUUGGGUAACAGCAUGGACAGCUUGGGUAACAGCAUGGAAAGCUUGGGUAACAGUAUCGACAGCUUGGGUAACAGUAUCGACAGCUUGAGUAACAGUAUGGACAGCUUGGGUAACAAUAUGGACAGCUUGGGUAACAGUAUGGACAGCUUGGGUAACAGUAUGGACAGCUUGGGUAACAAUAUGGACAGCUUAGGUAACAGUAUGGACAGCUUGGGUAACAGUAUGGACAGCUUGGGUAACAGCUUGGACAGCUUGGGUAACAGUAUGGACAGCUUGGGUAACAAUAUGGACAGCUUGGGUAACAGUAUGGAUAGCUUGGGUAACAAAAUGGACAGCUUGGGUAACAGCAUGGACAGCUUGGGUAACAGCAUGGACAGCUUGGGUAACAGUAUGGACAGCUUGGGUAACAGUAUGGACAGCUUGGGUAACAGUAUGGAUAGCUUGGGUAACAAUAUGGACAGCUUGGGUAACAGUAUGGACAGCUUGGGUAACAGUUUGGAUAGCUUGGGUAACAAUAUGGACAGCUCGGGUAACAGUAUGGAUAGCUAG